Spinacia oleracea (spinach) is the source of this 2723-nucleotide messenger RNA. RefSeq names its product protein MICRORCHIDIA 7-like. Gene Ontology annotation, cellular component: nucleus. The coding region runs from base 116 to 2488 and encodes 790 amino acids. The record is from RefSeq and is a predicted model, not a curated record. Gene Ontology annotation, molecular function: ATP hydrolysis activity. Lineage: Eukaryota; Viridiplantae; Streptophyta; Magnoliopsida; Caryophyllales; Amaranthaceae. The transcript is spliced from 19 exons.
UCUCUAUCUUUAUCUUUUUUCACUUAUUAUUUUUACCCAAAAAACCUUAUUUCUCCUCCUUAAAAAAAAAAUUAAAAAAAAAAUUCCUCCUCCCCCCUCGACUUUGGCUCCAAUAAUGGAGGUCAAUCGAGGAAUCUCAGUAGACUAUGUUUCGUCGCACUUCAAGAGGAAAAACCCUACUUUAAUACCUUCUUCCUUGGUGAAUACGAGUGGUGACGAAAACGAUUCCGUUUCCGGCGCUUUUAACGAUAAUAAUAACAAUAAAAACGUCGGGAAUGGCUUAAAGAAGCCAAAGAUGGCGAGUGUUUGUGAUAAUAAUAAUGGUGAUCGUGAUGAUCAUGAAGAAGUUAACGUGGCUUUGCCAGUAGGGUUUCUUGAUCCUCUUCUUCCGUUUGAAAGGGAACUAGUUAAUGCUAAUUUUAACAAUGCUGGUGUUAACACCGUUCAAAAGGCGGCGGUAAGGGUGGCGCAUGUGGCGGUAGGGCCGUCGUUGAGGAGUGGUGCUCGUAAGCAGUUCUGGAAGGCGGGGGAUUACGAGGCGUCUAGUGGUCUCGGGACUCAUGCAUCCACCUCUUCUUAUUCUGCCGGUAUGGAUCAUGUCAGGGUUCAUCCAAGGUUUUUACAUUCUAAUGCAACAAGUCAUAAAUGGGCAUUGGGAGCUUUUGCUGAGCUUCUAGACAAUGCUUUGGAUGAGGUCUGUAAUGGCGCUACUUAUGUUAAAGUUGACAUGAUUUUUAACCAGAAAGACCUCAGUACCAUGAACCUAGCUGACAAAGAUCGCAACAGAAUGUUGUUAGUUCAAGAUAAUGGUGGUGGAAUGACCCCUGAUAAAAUGAGGCAAUGUAUGUCUCUUGGUUAUUCAGCAAAGAGCAAAAUGGCAAACACUAUAGGCCAAUAUGGAAAUGGAUUUAAGACUAGUACCAUGAGGCUAGGGGCAGAUGUUAUUGUCUUUUCAACUUGUCAAGGGAAGAACGGCUCAUGUCCUACGAGAAGUAUAGGGAUGUUGUCUUACACAUUUUUGACCAGCACUGGAAAGGAGGAUAUAGUUGUUCCCAUGAUUGACUAUGAGAAGAAAGGGCAAGUUUGGACAAAGAUGUUGCGCAGUUCCAAUGAUGAUUGGCAUAUCAAUUUAGAUACUAUUAUCCAGUGGUCUCCGUUCUCUAAUGAACUGGAGCUUCUUCAGCAGUUCAAUUCCAUAGGUUAUCAAGGUACAAUUAUUGUUAUAUACAAUCUCUGGGAGGAUGACGAAGGACAGUUGGAGCUGGAUUUUGGCACCGAUUCUGAUGAUAUCCAAAUCCGAGGAGUCAAUAGAGAUGAGAAGAAGAUAGCUAUGGCAAAAAAGUAUCCCAAUUCUAAGCAUUUCUUAACAUAUCAGCAUUCACUAAGGAGCUAUGCGUCUGUUCUUUAUCUGAAACUGCCACCUGGAUUCCGGAUGAUUCUGCGUGGGAAAGAUGUUGAGCACCAUAACCUGGUGAAUGAUAUGAUGCACAGGAAACAAGUUUCAUACAGACCAAUUCCAAUAACUGAUGGGACUGUAAAGGAUUCAACUGCCUUGUCAGAAAACUUGCAAGCCUCGGUGACAUUGGGGUUUGUCAAAGAUGCACAAGAUCAUAUUGACAUACAAGGCUUCAAUGUUUACCACAAGAAUCGCCUUAUUAAGCCGUUCUGGAGAGUUUGGAAUGCUGCAGGAAGUGAUGGCCGUGGUGUCAUUGGUGUUUUGGAGGCCAAUUUUGUGGAGCCAGCUCAUGAUAAGCAGGGUUUUGAGAGAACAACAGCACUUGCAAGACUUGAAGCACGGCUAAUUCAUCUGCAAAAGAAUUAUUGGCGUGAUAACUGCCAUGAAAUUGGUUAUUCAAGACGAAGACCAAUUGUUUCAACAUCGGUGUCUCCUCUCCCAAAUACAAGAAAUGGCAAUACUACUAUUAAGGGAAUGAUUUCCUACCCAGGCGCUGACAGUACUUGGCCGACAACCAAAAACACUAGGAAGAAUCCUGUAAACAAAUCUGACCAGGGUUUACCAUUUGUCUCAUCUUCAAGUGAAGAAGAUGAGAUGACAUGCAACGAUUUUGAGUCACCAACGCCAGGAAACCAGACUCACAGCUCUCCCAGUAACAAGGUUGAACAGAUUAAUGGAGAAGUUGCUAAGUUAAGAAAAGAGAACCUUGAGUUGAAGAAGAGACUAGAACAUGCUAAUGAAUCCAGGGAUAAUUCAUUGAGAGAGCUACAAUUUGAAAGAGAUAGGUCCAAAUCCCUUGAAGCUAAAAUUGAAGAGGCCAACAAGAAAAUCGCGGAGUUGGACAAAGAGCAGGAAGCUAUAAUCAAUAUAUUUGGAGAUGAAAGAGAACGAAGAGAUGUUGAAGAAGAAAAACUGAGGAAGCGUUUACAGGAAGCUUCAACAACAAUUGAACAGUUGCUUGAUACAGUGAGGUCAUUGGAGAGAAUCAACCUUGCAACAGCUCCUCCAGGAUUUAAGAGUGAACCAUUUUAGAUUGCAUGUAGUAUUUUUCAUUAAACAAUGUCAGAUGUAUAGGAAUCAGAGUAAUUAAGUGGGAGGGAGGCUUAUUUUCGUGCCAACAGAAGUUACAAGAAUCAGCAGGAGCAGAAGACAUAGAGAAAGCAUAGGAAUACCAUAGUUUUCUUUCUUUUCCAGUAACUUUUUUUUUUCCUUUGAAAUGUAUAGAAUUAAUUAAAACUAAUUUAAUUUGAAUCAGACCUACUACACA